AUGGCUGCAGCUUCUCUUCUUCAUCGUUUGCGCGAUGUUUUUGGUGAUGUUCGUCCAUCAAUCGCAAUCGCGGGGCUGCUUGUAGUCUUCGUGACACUCUGGUCUGCCCUCUCAACAUUGCGACAGUACAACCGCCUCCGCGAAUUUAAAGGCCCUCGCCUAGCAGCCCUCUCAAAAUGGUGGCUAAUCAAGAAAGUCGGCGGUGGAAGAGCAUACCUCGACUUUUGGGAGGUCACUAAACAAUACGGCUCAAUUGCCCGAGUCGGACCCAACGAUCUUCUCACCGACGACCCAGAACUAAUGCGCCACAUCCUCAACGUACGAACCGAGUAUCGGCGAUCAGAUUGGUACGACGGCAUGCGCUUCGAUCCAGGAAACAACAACAUUCUCUCGUGGCGCGACGAAGACGAGCAUUUUAAGCUGCGCUCUAAAAUGUCCGCUGGCUACGGCGGUCGCGAAGUGGAGAACCUCGAACCAAAGAUUGAUAAGAACAUACUCUCCUUCAUGAAUCUCCUGGGACAAUACGCAGAUGAGAAAAAACCCGUUGAUUUUGGGCGGCGCGCUCAGUUUUUUACACUAGAUGUCAUUUCGGACCUGGCGUUUGGUGAACCGUUUGGGUUUCUGGAGACGGAUUCGGACGUGUACAAGUAUAUCCAGAUCACGGAGGAGACGCUACCAGCUGUAAUGGUCACAACGGUAAUUCCGUGGCUGGUUAAGGUACUGAGUUCGCCGCUAUUCAAAAGUCUUCUGCCGUCGGAGAAGGAUAGGCUUGGGUUUGGAAAGUUGAUGGGAAUUGCGAAACGGGUUACGGCUGAGCGAUUUGGGCCGGAUAAGAAGGUUCAGAAAGAUAUGCUUGGGUCUUUUGUCGCUCAUGGUCUUACGCAGAAAGAAGCAGAGUCUGAGAUCUUGUUGCAGAUUGUCGCGGGCUCAGAUACAACAGCUACAGCCAUUCGCUCGACCAUGCUUCACAUCAUAACCAACCCCCUCGUAUACUCCAAACUCCGCGCUGAAAUCACCGACACAACAUUCUCAGAACCUAUUAUUCCCGACUCAAUCGGUCGAGAUCUUCCAUACCUCCAAGCCGUCAUAAAAGAAGGUCUUCGCAUCUUCCCCCCCGUCGCAGGUCUUAUGUCCAAACAAGUCCCUCCGCAAGGCGACACCUGGAAAGGAAAAUUCAUCCCUGGUGGUACUAAAAUCGGAUACUGCGCCUGGGGAAUUUUCCGCCGUGAGGAUAUCUGGGGUUCAGAUGCAGGAGAGUUUCGACCGGAGAGAUGGUUGGAGAGUAAGGGUGAGAAGUUGAGGGAGAUGGAGAAUGCGCUGGAGUUGAUCUUUAGUUAUGGACGGUGGCAGUGUUUGGGGAGACCUGUUGCUUUGAUGGAGUUGAACAAGGUCUAUGUUGAGUUGCUGAGACGGUUUGACUUUGCGAUUUGUGAUCCUACGAAGCCCUGGACUGUGUUUAACUGUGGUAUUUUCUCGCAGUCUGAGCUCAUGGUUCGCGUUCAUCGCAGAGACUGAAU
Molecule: messenger RNA, 1517 nt
Organism: Fusarium oxysporum Fo47
Lineage: Eukaryota; Fungi; Ascomycota; Sordariomycetes; Hypocreales; Nectriaceae
Product: cytochrome P450
Exons: 5
Coding region: 1-1515 (504 amino acids)
Molecular function (GO): monooxygenase activity; heme binding; oxidoreductase activity, acting on paired donors, with incorporation or reduction of molecular oxygen
Source: RefSeq, a predicted model, not a curated record